Messenger RNA from Notodromas monacha, 3313 nucleotides. The record is from the annotation of a GenBank genome assembly. NCBI's taxonomy places the organism in Eukaryota, Metazoa, Arthropoda, Ostracoda, Podocopida, Cyprididae.
AUGCGAUGGUAUGGCAAGACGGUGUGCGUUCGCUGUUUGUUCGGCUGCAAACGUUGCGGCAAAUUGACGCAGAAGCGAAGCCUUUCGUCGUCGCACUCGAUUGAAGGGGUACGUACGCUGUUCAUGAUGCACGAAGCUAUGUCGGAGCUGCGGAACGAAAUGUUGAAGAAGGACCAAGAGCUUUUGGCGCUUAGGCGGGAUCUUCAAAAAGAACGUGUUCGAGGUGAUCACCUUGCUUCAAAGAUGGGAUCCCUGCAGCAAGCUGUCAAUCCGAAUGGAAACUAUGGAGUGGAGAGAGUGUCUCAGAUGGACGGACCAAGUUACCGGCAUUCCUGUAUGGCUUUAUUUGAUUUAGAUGCCAGUGAAUCUUCUGGUGACUCUGAUGUGAUGUCCGGAGCUUUUCAUGAUGAUGAUCGAAAAUGUAUAAAGAAAGGUGUUUGGGACGUGGCUGCGUUUUCUAGGAUGCUACUCACGGGUGGUGAAUCCCACUCAUUCCGAUCGUCGCUCCCGAACAUCCCCAGAACAACCACAGACGAUGAGGAUGAACAUUCAACUUGCUCUACGACUUCUUUGUUGGCCGCAGCGGAAUCAUUUAACGCAAUGUCGAACUGGGGAUCGAAGAAAAUUCGCAACAAAAAGUUGCCCCCGCCAUUUUCAACGCAUCGGCGUUCAGUAGUCGAGUCCAAGCCGAAUUCAUCGUACAAUGUCCCAGAAAAAAAUCGUGGUGCUCCUUGCAUGCCAAGAAGAUUUGAAGAUGUCGUCAUGGGGAGUCGCGUGAAAUAUUUUCAUCCGAAUGGAAGAGUAUUCGCUGGAACCGUUAUGCAAAAAGGCGGACGAAAUGGAUUGCGUGAUGAUUACGUCUGGUGCACCUGCGAUCGUGGAGUUCAUUCGCGAAACUUCAAAUCCGAGGUUCUCUUGGUGAACGCCGACACUCAACCGAAAAGGCUUUUCAUUCAUGUUAAAAAGGUCAUGAUGACCGUUUUGGCUUUCGAAAAAAUGGCGUCAGUGAUUGAAACAUCGUUGAAUGAUCUCGAUUUUGCUAAAUGCAUUCGUGAUGAACUGAAAUUACUAGAUGAUCGCAAGAAAUUGUCUGUUUGCGGCGAGCAUUUUGGAAUAUCACAGCGAAAUGCGUUCUGGUACGAUCCCAUCUUGCGUCAUGUGCAUCUGCUCAAGGAACCUCAUACUGAAGGAAAAAUUGAGAAAAUCGUACUGGUUCCUCAAGAUCCACCACUUUUCGACGUUUCAUCCAUCAAGUUCAGUCCAAAGGGAUCCUUCAUUGCUCUGGUGGGUCGUCAAGGUAUUUCAGUGCUUGUUUCUCCUGCCGUGGUGUCUCCCGUGCCAGAAAAAGUUUUAUGCAGGACUGUCAAGAUCGCUCAGCAUCUACUUCUGACCAAUCCGAAAUUGGAAGUGGUCGAGGCAAAAUUCCAUCCUGGGUCACCAACGGAUUCUCACAUAGUGGUGCUUUGUUCGGACAAUUACUUACGGAUUUUUGAAAUGAACGACGGGCUUACCCCGGAACAAGUUAUUCCACUCGGUCGCUCGUGUGCUACGAUGCUGAGCUCGCUGUCGAUGACGAGUAUGCAAGCGAGUUUAGGAGAGAUUGGGAUGGCCUUUGAUUUUGCGCCUCCACUGCUUCGGGAGGAGUCGCAGAAUGGACCCAAGAAUGUUAGUGCUGUGCAGUCAACGGCGUCGGACUUCGCAUCCUCGUUUGUUUGGUGGCCUAUUUUUGUCUUGCGAGGCGAUUGUGAAGUCCUUUAUCUUCUCUCUGCAGUUGGUUCGAAACGGCCUCGAAGGACGAUGGUUCAGUGUCCAAUUUCUGUUCGUCCGGAUAUAAGAAAUUACUCGGUGGAAUCGACCAAUAUUCUCUGCCUGCAGAGCAACCCUCCGAUCUUAAUUAUCAUCACUGCCGAAGGUCAAUUGAUUCAUGCCGUCGUACUACCAGCUCAAGGUGCACCCGAUAUUGUCGAGCCUGAAGACCCCUCGGAUUUGAUGGCUCAGCUAUCUGUAUCGGACGUUGAUCGUGGCGUGGCACCCAUGGCUGAAAAUUUCCAAGUCGGUGCUCAAAUAAUCGAAGUGAUAGAAUUGGACGUUCCGCUGCAGGACGAAGAAACCGCGAAAUCGGGCGCCAAGUCGUCGUGGUGUCCCCACAGUGGUACGAUUUAUGGGUCUCAGUUUUGGAACAGUCACCUCGUUUCUUUGCGAAGCGACGACUUUGCCAAGGAUCGUUAUUACGUCACGCAUGCCACAGGCAUUCACAGUGUGCGGUUGCCGAGUCUCAGGCAGUUCAGGGAAUUCGUCGCAGACCCCGAAAUCAACGUGGAGUUUUCUGGUGAUGUCGUCGAGAGUGAAGUGGAGCAGCUGAUCUGCACUCGACUUUCUUUCCCGAACAAGGACUGGCGGGCUGAACCGAUUGCUGGGUUCGGAAUACUGCCUCCGUAUAUUUUCGUUCUGCUUCCGCCAGCGGAUGGUUACAAGAUGUGCGUGCAGCGUUAUGGUCCCGUGUGGCGAUUCUCAUCUGAUGAAGCUGUUUCGUCGACGAGGAAAGCGGACGGCGAAAGAAUAAUUGAUAAGCGAUUUUCGGACUCGUUCAUUGAUCAUAUUGGCAACAUCUUGAAGCGGGAUCGUUCCUUACCGAUGAUGCGGAUUUCAGGGGGAAUAGGAGACCCUAAGCAGUUGAAUGACAUGGAUACGUGGAACUUUUUGAGAAUGUCCACCCAGCUCCUGCGAGAGCAGUAUUUCAUCAAGUUUGACCUUGCCUGUGCUGAAAUGGCAAACAGGCACAAGUCGCUGCGUGGAGUCCUUGAUACCACAAAAAGCCACGUUACAGGGUUGUCCAAAGAUUUGAUGGAAAUUCAGGAACGGAACGACAGCCUUUUGGAACGUGGGGCGAAGCUUGUGGAUCAACAGAGUGAACUUUUGUGCAGGGUCGAAAGGUGCUGCGAGAAGCUUAUGAAGAAGGUGCCGGUGAUAACAGUUGCUGAAAAAAAGAUGCUUCGGGAACUGGAGAAUAUGGAAUCAGGGUUGCGAGAGUACGAGGAACAGCUUGCGUUCAUACGACGUGUCAUGACGGAAGUGGAGGGAAAGAGGGUUGAAAAAUUGGCAAUACCUUUGUCCCAACCGGCGAUGCAACGGGCGAAGAUGGCUGAGCUUUCCAGUACGCUGAAAACAACGAGCGAAUGGUUAUUACAAUUGACCAAUGCAACUACAAGAUUGGUGUCCAGAGUAUCUAAUUUGCAUGGCGUUAUGUGAAAUUUCGAUUCCGACGGCUGUUCGACGUUUCCACAUUUCUUAAGUAAAAUUGAUCAAUUUUGAA